AUGCAGCACCUGGAGAAGAGAGGGGUCUGUCUGGGGAGAGGACUGAGGGGAGAGCACCAAAAGGCCCUAGGAGGUGUGGCGCCCCCUAGUGGACAGAUGAGAGGAGGCCUGGUGGCAACAGUGGGACUGCCUGCAGUGACUUUGGAGAGCACCGGAGGAGAGCACCGGAGGAGAGCACCGGAGGAGAGCACCGGAGGAGAGCACCGGAGGAGAGCACCGGAGGAGAGCACCGGAGGAGAGCACCGGAGGAGAGCAUCAGAGGAGAGCACCGGAGGAGAGCAUCAGAGGAGAGCACCGGAGGAGAGCACCGGAGGAGAGCACCGGAGGAGAGCACCGGAGGAGAGCAUCAGAGGAGAGCACCGGAGGAGAGCACCAGAGGAGAGCACCAGAGGAGAGCACCAGAGGAGAGCACCGGUGCAGCUGAAGCACCUGAAGUUUGGAGAGACCGGAAAGUAA
Molecule: messenger RNA, 456 nt
Organism: Knipowitschia caucasica
Lineage: Eukaryota; Metazoa; Chordata; Actinopteri; Gobiiformes; Gobiidae
Source: the annotation of a GenBank genome assembly